UUGAAUGAGCCGCCGUGCUGGGUCGGAGCGGGAGGCAUCGCGCGCCACCUCGGCCAUGGCUACUCCGCUGUCCGGCCGCUCGGCCGGCGGCCCUGGCACCCCGCUCUCCCCGACUCGCAUCUCCCGGCUGCAGGAGAAGGAGGAGCUGCGCGAGCUGAACGACCGCCUGGCCCACUACAUCGACCGGGUUCGCUCGCUGGAGCUGGAGAAUGACCGGCUCUUGCUCAAGGUCUCCGAGAAGGAGGAGGUGACCACCCGCGAGGUGAGUGGAAUCAAGACCCUUUAUGAGUCCGAGUUGGCAGAUGCCCGGCGAGUCCUCGACGAGACUGCCAGGGAGAGAGCCAGACUGCAGAUUGAAAUAGGCAAAUUAAGAGCGGAGCUCGAAGAGGUCAAUAAAAACUACAAGAAGAAAGAUGGAGAACUGUCCGUAGCCCAAGGUCGCGUGAAGGACCUAGAGUCCCUGUUCCACCGGAGCGAGGCUGAGCUCACCGCCGCUCUCAGUGACAAACGCAACCUGGAAAACGACGUGGCUGAGCUGCGGGCUCAGCUUGCUAAGGCAGAAGAUGGGCACGCGGUGGCUAAGAAGCAGCUGGAAAAGGAGACGCUGAUGCGGGUGGACCUGGAGAAUCGUUGCCAGAGCUUACAAGAAGAGCUGGAUUUCCGGAAGAACAUAUUUGAGGAGGAGGUGCGAGAGACCAGGAAGCGGCACGAGCGCCGCCUGGUUGAGGUCGAUUCUAGUCGUCAGCAGGAAUAUGAAUUCAAAAUGUCCCAGGCCCUGGAGGAUCUUCGCAACCAACACGAUGAGCAAGUUAAGAUUUACAAGAUAGAGCUGGAGCAGACCUACCAGGCUAAGCUGGAGAAUGCCAAACUCGCCUCUGACCAAAACGACAAGGCUGCCAGCGCAGCCCGGGAGGAACUGAAGGAAGCUCGCGUGAGGAUGGAGUCUCUCAGCUAUCAGCUUUCUAGCCUGCAGAAACAGGCAAGUGCGGCAGAAGAUCGCAUCCGGGAGCUGGAGGAGAUGUUGGCUGGAGAGCGGGACAAGUUCCGGAAGUUGCUGGACUCCAAGGAGAGGGAGAUGACUGAAAUGCGGGACCAGAUGCAGCUGCAGCUUGCCGAGUACCAGGAGCUCCUCGAUGUCAAGCUGGCCCUGGACAUGGAGAUCAACGCUUACCGGAAACUCCUUGAGGGAGAGGAGGAGAGGCUGAAGCUGUCUCCAAGCCCGUCGUCCCGUGUGACGGUCUCCCGCGCUACCUCCAGCAGCAGCAGCAGCACUUCAGCCAUUCGCUCUUCUCGCAGCAAGAGAAAGCGCAUCGAGAUGGAAGAGCACCUGGGUAGCGGCACCAGCGGCAUCGGCACGGGCAGCGGUGCCAGCAGCAGUAGUUUCCAGCUGUCCCAGCAAGCGUCUGCCACCGGCAACAUCAGCAUCGAGGAAGUGGACCUGGAGGGAAAGUUUGUCCAGUUGAAGAACAACUCUGAAAAGGAUCAAUCUCUGGGGAACUGGCGACUGAAGAGGCAGAUUGGAGAAGGAGAAGAAAUUGCCUACAAGUUUACUCCUAAAUACGUUCUCCGGGCCGGACAGACCGUCUCGAUCUGGGCCGCGGAGGCAGGGGUGGUUCACAGUCCACCAUCCGUCUUGGUGUGGAAGAACCAGGGCAGCUGGGGCACCGGAGGAAAUAUCCGGACAUACCUUGUCAAUGCUGAUGGAGAGGAAGUUGCAGUGCGAAGUGUGACCCAGUCAGUGGUGGUGCGGGAGAAUGAGGAGGAGGAGGAGGAGGAGGAGGAUGAAGUGGAGUUUGGCGAAGAAGACCUUUUCCAUCAACAGGGAGACCCCCAGGCAACCUCCCGUGGCUGUGCGGUGAUGUGAGCCCCACCCCAUCAUUACUAAUCUUUCUUUAUCCUGCUAAGUUGAUUUUUUUUUUUUCCAUCUCCAGAACCACUGAAAACUAUUUUUAUAUCAUUGGAUCUCUUUACUCCAUGGUACAUUUUAGAAAAGAAUUUUAAACAAGCAAAACUGCCAGCAA
Messenger RNA from Ornithorhynchus anatinus (platypus), 2021 nucleotides. RefSeq names its product lamin B2 (gene LMNB2). The transcript has 12 exons. Lineage: Eukaryota; Metazoa; Chordata; Mammalia; Monotremata; Ornithorhynchidae. The record is from RefSeq and is a predicted model, not a curated record. Bases 5 to 1864 code for a protein of 619 amino acids.